AUGUUGGGUAUUGCUAGGCAACACUAAACACUUGAGAGCAACACACUUCAAAAUGGACGAAUUUCAGUCAACAGAGGAGACUGUGUUCGUUGUUGAUGACAUCACCGCAAUCAUCAAAGAUGCGGUGGAGACCACAAUUGGAAAUAAUGCCUACCAACACAAUCGAAUCAAUCAGUGGACGUCCAGUGUGGUGGAAACAAGCCUCAACCAGCUGACCAAACUCGGGAAACCCUUCAAAUACAUCGUGACCUGCAUCAUACUGCAGAAGAAUGGAGCCGGGCUGCACACUGCCAGUUCCUGUUUCUGGGACAACACAACGGAUGGUAAACAUGGCAGGGGGACUCUUCUAGACAUCUCUUCCUUGACUUCAGUUCUGGAGCUGCACAGUGAAGUGGGAGAACAAGACCAUGUAUUGCAUCGUCAGUGUGUUUGGCCUGGCAAUCUGAGCAGCAGCUCUGCACUCCUCAUGCUCCUCUCUCCUUGGAGCUGUGCAGCACUGCUGUGAUCUCGGUACAAUCCGCACAUACCUUCACAAUUGCUGCAUCUUCCCUGACUAGGCUCUACACCUACCACCAGAAUCUCCCUUUAGCAAACAAAAAAAGUCAUCGGAGUAACCAUUGCAAGUUUUUCUGCAUGGUUUCAGUAAACCAGCUCUGGGGUAAAAAUACAUUAAUCUUUUUGGGGGACGAGGACACUUCCACUGUCCAUACAGGCAAACCGAAUUGCAUUAGCAGCUAAAGUCAGAACGUUCCAAUGGUAACACCCCAUCUGUUUUACCCAUGAGUUAACAAGUGUCUUUUCGAACAAUGACCACAAGGAAAGAGUAAUCUUGUCGUUUUUUGCCUCUCGAUUGGCCCAUAUCUCCUCGUUUUUUGUGAGGUCCUUUUGCACUCAAAAUACAGUAAGACUCCUGUGCAAGGCCUGACCAUGAAUUCACUUUUCCAUUUUACUUAAACUCUCGUCCUCCCCCACAUUUCUGUAAGCUGGUGGCAGCUGACAUUUGUACUUACCUCCUGAGCCAUAGUUCUGUGUGCUUUAAAGAUGCCCACAGCAGCAAUUUGUGUUCAUAUCAAUGUACUAACUUCAGUAGCCACAGCUCACAAAGGAGUGAACAUCAGAAACCACAGCCAGCCCCCGAUAUCCCAUCAUUGCGAUAUGGCAGAAAACAUACUGAGGAAGAACGUACUGAACAGCAACUGUAAUACCACAAAAAACCUUCACCAGCCUGCAGAUUGUAAGGUAAAUGUCUGUAGAUUGACAAUGUGCCAUUUUAUUUAUUUUUAACAGUGAAACUAAUAUGCUGAUGCUGGGGGUGACACUGGCAUCUCAUCCACAGAGGCACUGUUGUCCACACAGAGCCAGAGCAGUACAUGGGGCCAAUGAUCUGACUGGGCAGCUGGAAAACAACAAUUAAAAUAGCUAACAUUGUUCUGACAGCAUUUUAAAUCAUGUAACACUGCUAUAUUACCACAGUAAUACCUGGAGCCUAGUGUGCAUAAACCAAGAUUAAGUGUGUCACAUUUAGGGCUGUUUUCAAAUGAUUUAAAUCAAUAUUCAUGAGUAUUUUUCUAAAUUAUGAGUUUUUAACCCUGACGUUGUGAAAUUAGACAACAGAAUUAUCCACACUGCUAUUUUGUAGAAUAACAAUUUCUCAAUGAGCAGUUAAGAGAAAUAGAAUUGUGCCUUGUUAAAGGAAACCCACCCAUUUACAAAGGAAUGCUUCUGAAAAAAACAAUUCCAGAAAAGAAUAAAGUAUCAAUUAA
Megalops cyprinoides (Indo-Pacific tarpon) is the source of this 1763-nucleotide messenger RNA. Its product is annotated as dynein light chain Tctex-type 1-like. The transcript is spliced from 5 exons. Gene Ontology annotation, molecular function: dynein intermediate chain binding. NCBI's taxonomy places the organism in Eukaryota, Metazoa, Chordata, Actinopteri, Elopiformes, Megalopidae. The record is from RefSeq and is a predicted model, not a curated record. Gene Ontology annotation, biological process: microtubule-based movement. Gene Ontology annotation, cellular component: cytoplasm; cytoplasmic dynein complex. The coding region runs from base 53 to 505 and encodes 150 amino acids.